Nycticebus coucang (slow loris) is the source of this 2339-nucleotide messenger RNA. It is a transcript of the gene CAPZA2, whose product is annotated as capping actin protein of muscle Z-line subunit alpha 2. The transcript is spliced from 10 exons. Gene Ontology annotation, cellular component: F-actin capping protein complex; actin cortical patch. Gene Ontology annotation, molecular function: actin filament binding. Gene Ontology annotation, biological process: barbed-end actin filament capping; actin cytoskeleton organization. The coding region runs from base 112 to 972 and encodes 286 amino acids. Lineage: Eukaryota; Metazoa; Chordata; Mammalia; Primates; Lorisidae. The record is from RefSeq and is a predicted model, not a curated record.
CCGAGCGGCGGCCCCUCCCUUGGCGGGGGCGCGCGGCGCAGAGGACCACACGGAAAGAGGGAAGUCAGGUGGCCGCUGCCGCCGCUGCUGCGGAUUGUCGCCAGAAGGAAGAUGGCGGAUCUGGAGGAGCAGUUGUCUGAUGAAGAGAAGGUACGUAUAGCAGCAAAAUUCAUCAUUCAUGCCCCUCCUGGAGAAUUUAAUGAGGUGUUUAAUGAUGUUCGGUUACUGCUUAAUAAUGACAAUCUUCUCAGGGAAGGAGCAGCCCAUGCUUUUGCACAGUAUAACUUGGACCAGUUUACUCCAGUGAAAAUUGAAGGUUAUGAAGAUCAGGUAUUGAUAACAGAACAUGGUGACUUGGGAAAUGGAAAAUUUUUGGAUCCAAAAAACAGAAUUUGUUUCAAAUUCGAUCACUUAAGAAAGGAAGCAACUGACCCAAGACCCUAUGAAGCAGAAAAUGCAAUUGAAUCCUGGAGAACUUCAGUAGAAACUGCUUUGCGAGCUUAUGUAAAAGAACAUUACCCAAACGGGGUCUGCACUGUGUAUGGUAAAAAAAUAGAUGGACAGCAAACCAUUAUUGCAUGCAUAGAAAGCCAUCAGUUCCAAGCAAAAAACUUUUGGAAUGGUCGUUGGAGGUCAGAGUGGAAAUUUACAAUCACUCCAUCAACCACUCAGGUGGUUGGCAUCUUGAAAAUUCAGGUUCAUUAUUAUGAAGAUGGUAAUGUUCAGCUAGUGAGUCAUAAAGAUAUACAAGAUUCUCUAACAGUGUCUAAUGAAGUGCAAACAGCAAGAGAAUUUAUAAAGAUUGUAGAAGCUGCAGAGAACGAAUACCAGACUGCCAUCAGUGAAAAUUAUCAGACGAUGUCGGACACUACUUUCAAAGCCUUACGUCGACAGUUGCCAGUUACGCGCACUAAGAUUGAUUGGAACAAGAUCCUUAGCUACAAGAUUGGCAAAGAGAUGCAAAAUGCAUAAGAUGAACAUUGCAUGACCGGAUCAUUUUAGUGUCUUUGCGUUAAAGAAAUUAUUGCAAAAGUAUUCAGAACUGUCAGUUUGCCCAGUCAGAUGGGCUGAUGCCAUUUAAAAUCACUAUAAUUAACUAGUUUGGUUAGAGCACAAAGCUUAGCUAAUCAACCAUUAUUUUCCAUUUCUUUUGUUCAAAGAGGAUUACAAAUCAGUUUAGUUUAAAUGUCUUUUACUUUCUAUUAUGUCUUUCUUUCUUACAAUGAAGAGAAGAUUCCUCUAGAUUAUAGUUAAAAAAGUUUUUGAAGUGUCUCAAAAAUAUUUUACUUACUAUAACCCUAAAAUUAUUGUCUUUUGGUUUAUGAAAUGGGUAACUUUUGAUAUUUGCCCAGUUCUUUUUAAUGGGGUCAAUAAUGGACAUUAUAGUUUAAGGUGGUUGAUGGAUUUAGCCAUAUAUGCUGCUAAAGAAAUUGUCUACCUUUUCUCCCUCACCUCUUCCAUUUAUGUAAGACUGAGAUUAGAGGGAAAGCAUUUUCUAUAUCAAUUGUGUUUAAACCUUUCAAGGAGGUUUUUUAGCAAGCUUAGUGUUUAACUAAACUUUUUUUAAACAAGGCCAAGGUCUAACGCUGUUUUGAGAUUCUGAAAUUAAAUGAAAAUACUUAUUUCAGAAAUGCAUUUAAUGCUUUUUUUUUCUUGUGACAGUUACACAAAUUAGCUUGAAUUCCAUAUGUCCCUGAGUUAUUUUUAUCAUAAAGCCACAAAUGUAUUAUAACAAGGCAAAUUGUAAUAUAUAUAAUCCUGAACUCAUGAUCAUGUCUCAGUUUUUUUUCUUGGAUUGAAAAGUAUUGAAAUUCAAUGUGACAUUAAAAUGCAGAUUUUCCUAUUUAUUUAAGUAGAAAAUCACCAGUGAGUCGUAUACCAUUUUAAAAUACUUUGGAUAUUGUCAUUUUUAACUGGCUGUAAAUUAGAAGAGCUGGGAUUACAUAUCAUGUGCAGUUACAGUCCAAAUUUUUUCAUCUUCCUAUGCAUCAUAAGCAUGUUUGUAAUAUUUUAAAGAAUAGAUUUACUGAUACUACAGGAAUUCCAAGCCUGUGGUGAAUGUUAGUGUUUACUAUAAAGAGUGGGGUGGAUUUACGGUUUCAUUCAUUGGAGUAUUGCUUAUUAUACUUGAGUGGAAUCCAUUCCUCACAUACUCCUGCAGAUGUCUGGGCCUGGAAUUUUUUUUUUUUUUUAAAGCACCACUUUUAUUAUGUACAAUAAAAUAUUUCAUUAGCUUGAAUUGUAUAGAUUUUUAAAAAUUCAGUGAAAGCAUGUUUAAUUUCUUUUUAAAAUCACUGUUGGGCUUUGAAAGCAUCGAGAAUAUAAUACGAAAUUAUGAC